AUGAAACAAAGCUAUCAUACUAAUAAUAAUAAUGAUCAUAUAUGUAGUAAAUAUAUUCGUUCUGAUAAUGAACAAGAUAGGAUAGUACAUCAUUAUCAUAAGGUUACAGAGUUGGCCAACAUUGAUACUGUUGAUACAGUAUACAAGAGCAUUGAUGAUGAAAAUACUCCAAAGACUCCAACAUUUAAUAAAAAUAAGAAUUCUUUAUUAUAUAAUAAUAUAAAUAGUAAUGGAUCAUUUAAUAGUCCAAUUGUUAAGUCUUCAAUGGAUUUAUCAAUAAAUAGUGUAAAUAGAAGCACAGCUCCUUCUUCAUUAGUAAGUACUCAGUUAAGAGUACGACCAUGUAGUCCUUCUGAAGUAGUAAUAACUACUCCUAAAAAUAAGAAGAUUUGUACAGGACCUCAGAUUGAUUCUUUUUUAGGAUCUCCAAGAGAUAAAAAUCGGUAUGAUAAUAAUUUAGUAAAUAAAAUAAAUGGUCCAUUAAUACUAUCAGCAGUAUUACAAGUUUUGGCUUCAAUACAGAAUACUAAAGGUACUUGUGAUGGGUUAUCUGAAAAUAAAAUAGAUCAUAAUAUUGUGAAAGAUAACUGUAAAAUUAUUAACAAUGCAUCAAAAACAUUAAAUACAAAGUUACCUGGUGUUCCACCAGCAACAGCAGCUCUAGCUCUAGCAUACUGUUUAUCAGUAGCAGCUACAACAGCACAACUACGAAAGAAUGAGAAUCUAACAUCAGAUGAAACACUAUUAACUAUAAAUAAUAUUUCGAAUAAUAUUAAUACUGUAUCAAGUGAGAAACCUGAAAAAAAUGCUAAUAAAACUUUAAAUGUAGAUCAAUUUAAAUUGCCACCAAUGAACUUUUCAUUCAAUCCUAUUUUAUGUAACAAAUAUGAUGGCAUUUCAAAUGAGAAAAUUGACUGUUUGGAUGUAAAUGAGACCAGAUAUAAUAUUAUAGAGGAAUUGAUAGAAAGGAAUAGUGAUAAUUCGAUACUUUCUGGAAAAAUAAGAGAUAAUAUCAAUAUUUGGGAUGAUUUAAAUUUUAUUGAUUUAACAAACAAAAUAGAUUUUGAUAUACCUUAUGAUAGAAAUCAUGCUUUUAAUAGAAAUGAACUUGUAUUUAGUCAUCCGAUUGAAAUAAAUGAUAUAUUUGAAGCCCAUAUAUCUUUUUCUGGUAAAAAUAGUCAAGUAAUAAACAAAUAUAAUGUGCACAUUCAAUCUCUAUGUGAUGGGUUCUUAACAGAUUCAACAGGUAAUUCAUUUAGUAAAAGUAAAAAUAUUUCUUAUAAUAAAAAGAGAAAUGUCACAAUAAACUCAAUGAAUUCUCUUAUUCAAAUGGUUGGUAGUAGGUAA
Cryptosporidium muris RN66 is the source of this 1347-nucleotide messenger RNA. RefSeq lists its product as uncharacterized. Lineage: Eukaryota; Apicomplexa; Conoidasida; Eucoccidiorida; Cryptosporidiidae. Bases 1 to 1347 code for a protein of 448 amino acids. The transcript has a single exon. The record is from RefSeq and is a predicted model, not a curated record.